AUGUCACAUGAAACAAUACUACAGUCAAACCAUGAGUCCCCAGCUAAUUCUGACGAUUUGUCAGAAAGUAGAAACACUCAUGCUACUUCACCGCCGUCAUUUGACUACUACUUUGACAACAAGCACAAAGAUGAUGAAGUGGAGACUCACUUGUCACCAAAAUUGAAUGAUUUGAUGACAUUUUCCGACAUUAUUGAAUCGGAUCCAAUAACAAUACCCAAGGAUUAUCAUCACCGGCAAAGCAGUGACACAAAAUGGGUGUUUAAAGGAGACGAGAUAGUAAAAUCGAUAUCUCAACCUCACCCCCAACCGGUGACUUCUCAGAAUAUACCGCAAUCAUUAUUACCUAAGGAAUUGGAAGAUACGCGAAAGGAAUCGAUUGUAAGUACCAACGAUGCUCUCCAAACACAUCAUCAACAACAGCAACAACAACAACGUGCUGGACUUCCAAGAUCAACAACCACGGAUUCAAUUCAGAUGGAGCAAUCCAAUGUGCAUCAAAAGAGAGUUUUACAGAUUAAGAAUCUUGAGGAGCAGGCAACCAGCAGAGCAGAAGGAGAGACAUACAAGGUACUUUACUGUAUGUUGACGGGAAUCAGAGUUGCAGUUAGUUAUAAAGCAAUGGGUGUUCACAAGUUGACAUCAGCUGAUUUCAGUCAAGUACAAAAAUUUACUUUCCAGGAUAAUGAUACCAUUACUCCAGCCCUGAAUUAUGAUUUUCGUUUUUAUGAUUAUGCCCCUCAAGUUUUCCGCUGGCUUCGAGACCAAUUCAAUAUCGAUCAAGCAAAUUACCUUAUAUCUAUAACGGGCCAAUUAAUUGUAUCGCAAAUCAAAUCAGAGGGUAAAUCAGGUUCAUUGUUUUAUUUCAGCAAGGAUAACGUCUAUAUCAUCAAGACACUAAGGUAUAACGAAUUUAAAUUUUUACAAAAGAUUUUGGAAUCAUAUGUUGAUCAUGUGGGCAAGAAUAAGAAUACAUUGAUUAGUCAAUUUUAUGGAUUACAUCGAGUAAAAGUGAGAACAAGUACCGGGAAGUCAAGAACUCAUCAUUUUGUCAUUAUGAAUAAUCUUUUCCCACCCAAUGCCAUAUUGAGUCAGACUUUUGAUUUGAAAGGGAGCACAGCUGGGAGAUAUACUCCAAUCACGAAGGGGAAAAAGUCAACAUUAAAGGAUAACAAUUUCCUAGAAUCGAAAAUAAAGAUUGCAUUUGGUCCAGAGAUUCGCGAGCAAUUUUUCAAGCAAUUGCAGCUGGAUGUUCAAUUUUUAAUCAAAAAUGGAAUAAUGGACUAUUCAUUACUAUUGGGGAUUUGCAAUUCUAAAACUGGUCAUAGCAAUUGGGAACAUUAUGAAGAAGAUUCAUCUCCCACUGAACGGUUGAAUUAUUUUUAUCGACAAGAUGGUGGCAUACAAGCAACAAAUGAACGUGACCAACCGUUACCAGAAAUAUAUUAUCUUGGGAUAAUUGAUUGUUUGACUUAUUAUUCAGUGAGGAAACGAUUGGAGACAUUUUUCCGAUCGUUUGGCCAAUCACGAAGUACUAUCUCUGCAAUACCUCCAAAGGAGUAUGGUGUGAGGUUUCUCAAGUUUAUUCAAAACGGAACCACUCAAGGGAAAUUCAAGACGGAAUAA
Molecule: messenger RNA, 1626 nt
Organism: Lodderomyces parapsilosis
Lineage: Eukaryota; Fungi; Ascomycota; Pichiomycetes; Serinales; Debaryomycetaceae
Gene: MSS4
Product: 1-phosphatidylinositol-4-phosphate 5-kinase
Exons: 1
Coding region: 1-1626 (541 amino acids)
Biological process (GO): phosphatidylinositol metabolic process
Molecular function (GO): phosphatidylinositol kinase activity
Source: RefSeq, a predicted model, not a curated record